UUAUUGAACUCACUCGCCAAGUUAUCAUGAAAGGGAAAUCCCACACAUUAAAACAGCCGAGUUUGAGCAACAAACAAAAUUUAACUCCACUUCCAAACUGAGCUUUGAAUUAUCGUGUUAAAACUACUAAUCCUAAGUAUAUCAGUUAAUUAUAAAAUUCAAGUGAGAGAAAGUGCAACAACACCAUCGCAUUCAUUUGAAGAUGGAUGGGGAGGGUGAAAGGAACGGAAUUUCUAAAAUUAGAGAUUUGAUAAGAAGACAACGACAAGAGUCAGAUGGGGGUUGUGAUGAGAGUUCCGAACUUGAUUUUAUCUACGAGGAUUCGGACACUUAUCCAAAUGAGAUUUCCGAGCUGUACAGUUACACGGAAGUUCCGGAAUUUAAGAAAAAUCUAGCAGCUUACGAAAAUGUCAUGACGAGGUGGAACAUUCCUCUGCAGUGGCAACGACUUUCACCAGAAUUGAGGAAAUCUGCCGUCCUUAGACUUAUUAACAGGCUGGAAAUGUCGAAUAAGACGGUGCGCGCGGAGGGGGCGAGAGCUGUUUUGUACAUUGCACAGGGCUGUUGGAGUGAAGUCCAAUCUGACCAAGAACAGCAGCAGUGGACGAGAUAUAAUGUCGCCCUUUUAAUUAAGGGUGGAGUUUUUCAUGCCGUUGUUGAAAUUCUAAGCUUGGAAAUUGAGUUUGGGCCAAUGGCGAUAAGAAAACCUGCUGUUAGUCUUGCAGAUUCUGCAGAACUUCGAGUAAUUUUGAGUAUACUGUAUACAAUUGUGGAGACAGUCCGGUCAAAAUCUGAGGAUGAUACUGGCGAAUUUGAAGAACUCAGGAAAAGCUUUAAGACAGAACUAGGUCAACCUAUCCGUGAUGAAUUACUUGCCAGCAAGCUACUUAAUAUGGUUAUUAAGUUUUGUGGGGGGUCGGCGCCACAUUUUCCCAUAAAGAAGGUUUUACUGCUUUUAUGGAAAGUCAUAUUAUUAUCAUUGGGAGGCACACCCGAACUACGAGAGCUUAAAGGUAAAUAUAGAGAAUUAGCUGAACUCUCACCUUUAAAAGAAGAUACAAUAGAAGUUUCGAAGACAAUGCGAGCAGCUUCUCCACCCGCCAGUGCAACUGACCUCCUUGAUGCUCAAAAUGAAAGGCGAAGUCAGCGACCGUUGAGAAGGAGUCUGAUGAAACAAAGUAGUUUGGAUGAGUCAGCUGCUCUGGAAUUAGAGAUGAAUGAUCAAAUUGAGGAUGAAAUGAAGGAAAUUGAGGAACGGAGAGCAAUGGAAGAAUCUGGACAGUUACCACAACCUCCAUCGCCACGACCCAUGACCCCACUCCCUGCUAAAAAUAAAGGGCUUCCAUGGACUCCUAAAGUCCGACAAAAAGACUUGGACGCAUUUCUUGAAGCGUCGAGGCUGAAAUUUGUAGGUUUUCCUAUUCACGGCGAUCGCGAUACCCUUGCUGGGUUACCUGCUCCAAUUCACGAAGGAGUAAAAGUGUUGAAACAGCAUAUUUACGUCUCACUAAGUGAGCAUCAAAUAUCUCGUGAAGAAGUACUUGCGAAAUGUCCCUUGUCAAUAGCUGAUAAAGAAGAAUCUCCAACUUCAGAUGUGGAAACCUUGUAUGCUGCAAUUCAUCCCAGUUUAAAUCAAUAUGUUAUAGCCCUUUUAAAAAUUCUCCUGGCGGCUGCGCCAACGUCAAAAAGUAAAUCAGAAUCAAUCAACAUUAUGGCAGAUGUUUUGCCAGAAGAAAUGCCCAUGACGGUUGUUCAGUCUAUGAAAUUAGGAAUUGAUGUAGCUCGUCACAAAGAAAUAAUUGUGAAAGCAAUUUCAUCAAUUAUUGUUCUGCUGCUGAAACACACCAAAAUUAAUCACAUUUAUCAGUUUGAGUUCAUUUCCCAACAUCUGGUUUUUGCAAACUGCAUACCUUUAGUAUUAAAAUUUUUUAAUCAGAAUAUCACUGCCUAUAUAACUGCAAAGAAUACAAUUGCGCUGACUGACUUUCCUUCUUGUGUACUUGGGGAGCCUCCAGAAUUAACACCGGAAAGUUUAGAAUUAGGCGAACCUCAGCCAUAUUGCUGGAGAAAUUUAUUCGCCUGUAUUAACCUCCUGAGAAUUCUCAACAAAUUAACCAAAUGGAAACAUUCUAGAAUAAUGAUGCUAGUGGUAUUCAAGUCAGCCCCCAUUUUGAAGAGAUCUCUUCGGGUGAAACACCCCUUGUUACAAUUGUAUAUACUAAAGUUGCUUAAAAUGCAAACCAAAUACUUGGGAAGACAAUGGAGAAAAGCAAACAUGAAGACUAUGUCUGCAAUUUAUCAAAAAGUUCGUCAUAGACUGACGGACGAUUGGGCUUAUGGGAAUGACUUGGAUGCGCGCCCAUGGGAUUUUCAAGCCGAAGAAUGUGCGCUACGAGCUGCAGUUGACCGAUUCAAUAGUCGAAGAUACGGGGAUACAUCAAAGAUGCAUCCGGACUUUGAGCCAAUUGAUAAAUGUGUAACUAGUGUUCUUGGAAGGCCGGUGCAGCUGACGAGCACCUUCAAAGAAAAUUAUGAGAUGUGGUUGGAACAGGAAGUUUUUAAAAAUCCCGUUGAUUGGGACGAAGUACUAAAAUGUCAAGGGAUAAUGUAAUCGAAUGAGAAUGUUUUGUUCAGUCACAUGUCAGAGUAGAACGGGACAUUUAAUUUUGCGUUCGUUAUUUCUCUAUUUACUAAUGGAUUAAAGGAAUAGACUAAAAUACAAAUUGUAUCGUUAAAAACGCAGAAAGGGACAUUGUAUAAUACAAUGUCCCUUUCUGUGUUUUUAACGAUGCCUUUACGUUCCUUAUAUGCGGGAACGACAAUUUUGCAUAUAGAGCCCACUUUUUAUCCAACACACAAAUUGGUUUAAGACAGCUCAUUAUUAUACACCUGUUAAUUUCUAGUGUAUUAUUUUAACCUGAAAUUUGUAACGCGCCAGAUUGUUUUAACAUGUAUUCUAAAUUAAUUAUUCUGCUGGAUAUACUAUCCCAGACUCGUUUUUACCGUUAUUUGACCAAUAUAUACAUAGAGAUCUUCGGGUUUAAAUACUCGUAUACUAGAUGUCAAGGAGAAUACAAAACUGACAUGAAUAUAAUAUAAUGCAUGAUUAUAAAUGGAAUAUUUGGAAAAAAUAUAUCUUUAAAUAAAUAAAGUGGUAAGCACUUUGCGAUUUUAAACA
This is a messenger RNA of Folsomia candida, 3178 nucleotides long. RefSeq names its product striatin-interacting protein 1 (gene Strip). Gene Ontology annotation, cellular component: cytosol. The record is from RefSeq and is a predicted model, not a curated record. The coding region runs from base 203 to 2611 and encodes 802 amino acids. Gene Ontology annotation, biological process: cytoskeleton organization. The transcript has 13 exons. NCBI's taxonomy places the organism in Eukaryota, Metazoa, Arthropoda, Collembola, Entomobryomorpha, Isotomidae.